GAGGGAAGGAAGGACGGAGGCUACGCUGGAGAACCAUGCCCCAGAAGCACGCGAAGAACAAUUGCGCCUCCAAGUGCUUCAACCACUGGGAGAGAAAUGAGGCAGCCUCCGAUGGCCAUUACGGGACGAGGAAGGUGAGACUAGGCGGAGACUCCCAGCAGACGUUUGGACACUGCUCUCUGUGCAUCCACCCGGCUGUGGAGCCCAUGGCCACACCGUCUGGUCACGUGUAUUGCAAGGAGUGUAUCGUCGAGUUCCUGCUGACCAAGACGCAGGAGUUAAAGCGGCAGAGGGAGGCGUUCGAAGCGCAACAGAAAGACCAAGCUACGGACGAGGUGUCGGCGGACGCGAGUCGAAGAGUGGAGGCCACGAAUGACUUCGUGUCGAACCAGCAGCAGCUCGUCGUCACCAAGCCUCAAGCCACAAAACCGUCGGACUCUGGAAAGUCUGAGGGCAAAGGCAAGAAGCGCGGUAGGGAGGAGCAGACCGGGGUGGGGGCGGAUGCAUCAGCACCAUCAGGGAAAGAGGGGAAAAGGGACCAUGUCGUGGAGAAGGAACUGAGUCAGAUUGCGGUUCUCAAGAGCAAGAAGGAGCGGCAGGACCAGCUCAGAAUGACCAGCUGGUGGCUGCCGCAGUUUCAGCCGGAGGGUGUCAAGGAAGCUAUCGUGCAGCCUCCCAAGCGCCCGGGAAGCCCAAUGUCUGGGGAGCCCCUCCGGCCCAAGGACUUGAUCCCGGUGAUAUUCACCUUAGACAGCGAGAAGAAAAAGACGGCGCAUAUCUCUGGAGGGGACGGUAACCGAGGCAGCAUCAUCUGCCCUGUCACGCGGAAGGGCAUCAUUUCUCAGAAAGCGGUGCUCAUCAAGAGGACGGGACACGUGAUGCUGGAGGAUGCUGCCAAACAGUUCGCCUUGCCGACGAUGACCUGCCCGGUCACAGGAGAAAAGUUCAAGACGAAAGAUCUCAUCCCCCUCGUGAACGGGGGAACUUCGUUCACGGCCAGUGGCCAGGUCGAAGUCACCAAGUAUGCACCCUCACUCCGCUAGCGGCUCGGUAGGGUCCGCUGUGCUGCGUACAAAGUACACUUACUAAAGUGCUGCAAGUACAACUACACUAUGCUAUAGUAUACUGUACUGAACUGUACAUGUCCGUCGGUAACGUGAAGCUGGUAGCGUUGACUUGGCGUGUACCGGUAGGUCUCUUGGGCGGUAUCGGCCAUCAAGGGCUGGCUUUGGUGAGGGCACGCAGGUCCGAGAGAGAGGUCACCGAGUGUGCCAACGGUCGUAUGCAUGGGCUCGUGGUACCCUUGUCGUCUCACGCUGUCUCUGGCUGACUUUGUGCGAUACUGAGGACGAGUUGUCGAGAACGUCUUGGUGUUUGGGUCGUGGGGGGGGGGUCAAUGAAACGGCGAAAGCUACACGUUGAACAGGGCCUAUCGCUUCUUUUUUUUUAGAGUGUGUAGGGGCGAGCGAUGUUGUCGGAACCGUAUGUGGGGACUACGUAUGCAUGUGUAUUUGUAUGGCUGCGUCUCUGCUUGAGGUUGGACCUUUGCGAUGCCGGGCGGGUAUGCCCCUACAUGACUGUUUCAUGCAACUAACUGUGGGAUACUUCUGGCGUUCAGACGGAAAGCGAGCAAUUCUUGCAUGUUGAAGCACUUGCAGCGCUGCAUGCAGCAUAUUGAACAGCAAAAUGUUGAUCCUUUGUUGCGCAAGUUCGGUAUAUUAGUGUAUGUACGGCCUGACAGCCCAUGGCGUCUUGUCCGUCGUGUGAAAGCAUCGUUGACUGCAGUUUCUAUUGAGAUUCAAGAGUGGAGUAUCGCGUGUGUAUGUUCUUCCAAGUAGUAAAAAACAAAGAAGCAGGCGAGAAAUCGAGUCUCCAUCUUCAAGUCGCAGUACCUACACUGCUGUGGGGCUCGGCUGGAAGGACAUGCCUGAAAAUUCCAGCGCAUCUUUGUCGCGGUCCGAUGUCGUAUAUAGAAGUGUAGCAGCUGGGCUAUGUAGGAGCUUUGACUCUAGGCGCCAGAGAUCGUCUUUAGGCAAAUGACCUACUUCUUCAUGUCUGU
Molecule: messenger RNA, 2059 nt
Organism: Ectocarpus siliculosus
Lineage: Eukaryota; Phaeophyceae; Ectocarpales; Ectocarpaceae
Source: the annotation of a GenBank genome assembly